Arachis duranensis is the source of this 381-nucleotide messenger RNA. RefSeq lists its product as uncharacterized. Lineage: Eukaryota; Viridiplantae; Streptophyta; Magnoliopsida; Fabales; Fabaceae. The transcript has a single exon. The record is from RefSeq and is a predicted model, not a curated record. Bases 1 to 381 code for a protein of 126 amino acids.
AUGGGAGCUAGCAUCAACCUCAUGACCCUAACCUUGAUGAGGAGGAUGAAGAUUGAGGAAGCCAAGCCACCCAGAAUGGCACUCCAAUUGGCUGACAGAACAUUCAAAUUUUCACAUGGGGUAGUGGAGGACUUGCUGGUAAAGGUAGCAGAAUUCAUUUUCCCAGCUAACUUUGUUGUGCUAGACAUGGAAGAGGAGGCGAACACCUCAAUCAUCCUAGGAAGACCAUUCCUAGCCACUGCUGGAGCUAUCAUUGAUGUGCAAAAAGGGGAACUAGUAUUGAGACUGUAUGAAGGAAAGAUGGUCUUCAAUGUCUUUAAGGCAAUGAGCUACCCCAAGAAACUCAUAGGAGAAUGCAUGAUGGUGGACACUAUAGAAUAG